AUGCGAUCUUUUGUCAGUGCACGAGGACCCGCCAUGAAGGCUCUUCUGGGAAGCAGCCGCGCCCGCAGCAGUUUCUUUGCCUCUGUUCCCAUGGGAGAGCCGGACUCCAUCUUGGGCCUCUCGCUCGAGUUCCAACGGGAUUCCCACCCCGAGAAGGUCAACCUUGGCGUUGGCGUUUACCGCGACGACGCGAACAAGCCGUACGUUCUCGAGUCGGUGAGGAAGGCGAGCGUUGGCAACGACAUGGAGUACGCCCCGAUCAACGGUGUGCCGGCCUUUGUGACGGCGGCGCAAAAGCUGUGCUUUGGUGAGGAUUGUCCAGCACUCCGUGAUGGCCGCGUUGCGAGCUGUCAGGCGGUUGGAGGGACCAGUGCGCUGCGCAUUGGUGGUGAAUUGCUCAGCCGCUUCAUGAACAACUGCACCGCGAUAUACGGCCCCAACCCUGGCUACGCCAACCACGCGGGGAUCUUCAAGAAAGCCGGAAUGACCCUGCCAACGUACACGUAUUACAAUCCCCUCACGAGGUCCUUGAACUUGCCUGGCAUGCUCCAGUCCUUGGAGGAGAUUCCAGAGGGCUCUGUUGUUCUUCUGCACGCCUGCGCCCACAAUCCUACUGGCGUCGACCCUACUCAGAGCGAGUGGAUGCAGGUGGCAGAGGUGAUUAAGCGGCGGAACCUCUUGCCGUUUGUGGAUAUGGCCUACCAGGGGUUUGCCACUGGGGACCUCGACCGCGACGCCUUUCUGCCACGCCACCUCGUCAGGACAGUUCCGAACGUAAUAGUCGCUCAGUCUUUUUCAAAGAACUUUGGUCUGUACGGGCUCCGCUGCGGUGCACUGCAUGUGGUUGUUGACAGCCCGGCGGAGACGGAACGUGUUUUGUCGCAAUUGGCUCUCAUCAUCCGUGCAAUGUACAGCAACGCUCCGCUCACAGGAGCUCGCAUUGUGAGCUCCAUUCUUGCCUCUCCUGAGCUCACGGUGCAGUGGAAGAAUGAGCUGAGGGGGAUGUCAGACCGUCUGCAGAGCGUGCGUCAGCGCCUGGUGAAGGAGCUGCAGAACUGCGGUUCAAUUCGUGACUGGUCGCACAUCGAGCGUCAAAUCGGCAUGAUGUCGUACACCGGUUUAACAAAGGAGCAGGUGGAGAAACUAAAGAGGAUGCACCACGUGUACAUGACCCUGAAUGGCCGUGCAGCUAUCUCCGGAGUGAACAGCACCAACGUCGCCUACGUGGCAAAGGCCUUUCACGAGGUUUCUAAGUAA
Trypanosoma rangeli is the source of this 1257-nucleotide messenger RNA. Its product is annotated as putative aspartate aminotransferase, mitochondrial. Gene Ontology annotation, cellular component: mitochondrion. Lineage: Eukaryota; Euglenozoa; Kinetoplastea; Trypanosomatida; Trypanosomatidae. The coding region runs from base 1 to 1257 and encodes 418 amino acids. Gene Ontology annotation, biological process: amino acid metabolic process; biosynthetic process. The transcript has a single exon. The record is from RefSeq and is a predicted model, not a curated record. Gene Ontology annotation, molecular function: L-aspartate:2-oxoglutarate transaminase activity; pyridoxal phosphate binding.